Molecule: messenger RNA, 2393 nt
Organism: Juglans regia (Persian walnut)
Lineage: Eukaryota; Viridiplantae; Streptophyta; Magnoliopsida; Fagales; Juglandaceae
Exons: 7
Coding region: 77-2083 (668 amino acids)
Molecular function (GO): protein binding
Source: RefSeq, a predicted model, not a curated record
ACGUUCAUCACAACUACUACGUACAUAGAUCAGGGUCCGGCAGUUAAAACAGCCCGUCCAGCUAGCACUAUUAAGCAUGGCCACGACUAUUCUUCCAGGCACAGUUGUUCCUGAAGUACUUCUUGGGAAGGAAAAUUACGAGAACUGGAGUUCUUGCAUAAAAAACUAUUUGUUGGCCCAAGAUCUUUGGGACAUCAUUGAAACAAGCAUGGAACCUCCUUGUAAACCAGAGGACGAUGAUCAUGAGGUUGAAUUCAAGGCUUGGAGGAAGAAGAAUGCUGCAACUUUACAUGCAAUUCAAAUUUCAUGUGGGAUGAACAUACUAUCUGAGAUCAAGGGUAUUAGUUCUGCCAAAAUUCUGUGGGAUAAAUUGGCUAAAAAGUAUGAGCACCCCGCACAAGAAGGCCGAGUCAGCUUAAAAUUGCUAGCAGCUGGCGGGGACAACAUGAACCAGACCACUGGGUUUAGUGAGUAUACGAAGUUGUACGAGGCCGUGCGAAACAGUGAGUGGGAAGUUGCAAAUGAGUUCAUUACGCAGCAUCCCGAUUCGGUGAGGGCAAAAAUUACACAUUUGGGACAGACGGUUCUUCACUUUGCAGUCCUUGCUCAGUGUGAAGAUAUAGCCAAAUGGUUGGUGGAGGAGAAGAUGUCGAAAGAAGACUUGGAAAUACGAGAUAAUGAAGGUCUGACAGCUCUAGCUCUGACAAUUAUUUGUGGUUACCAGCGAAUGGUGGAAUGCAUGAUAACAAAGAACCCGGAAUUGGUAACCGUUGGAAAUAAUCGGGGAUUAGAUAGUCCAAUUGUUCUGGCUCUUCGUCAUGGGCAAACAGAAUUGGCCCACUAUCUCUAUGUUACGACCCCGUUUGAAGAGCUACUGCCCGAAAGAGGCCCCCUUGGUGCUACAGUUGUAACCAAAGCUAUACAUACUGCACAUUAUGAUCUCGCUGAGAGGUUAAUCCGGCGUUGUCCACGUUUGGCAAUUACUCUAGACACAGACAACAUCUGCCCUUUGUCCCUAUUUGUUGGUACGAGUUCCCUAUUCGGGGCUGAAUUUCUGAAAGCGCCUUGGAAUCAUAUGACCAUGAUUAAGCUCGUUUCUCCUCGUCAUGCGGAUAUUUUUAAAUAUUAUUUGGACAAUCGAAAGGAGGGACAAACUCAUGCUGGAUCUAUCGGCGGAUCAGGAACCCAUGAUCAGGCCGCCGAUUCAAUGUCGAUCCGGUCGUUAAAAAAACAAUACCUACGUCUUCUGUUUGUUAUGUUUGACUCGAUGAGCUGGACUAUGAACGAAUAUCAAAUCGGGAUAGAAAGUGGUCUUGCGCAAGCAAUCUUCACUGCUGUGAGAGCAGGGAUCAUUGGCUUUGUUAGUUUAAUUGUGGAGGAAAAACGAGAGCUUUUGUACUGGGUCCGAGAUGGCAAAACAAGAAACGUACUUAUGUCUGCUGUCCAACAUCGACAGGCUAUAAUCUUUGGAAUGAUAUUCGGUUUAAAAGAGACGAAAGCUACGUUACUAUCAACUCGAGAUAAUCUCGGCAAUAACAUAUUACAUGUAGCAGGGACGUUAACAGAAUUCUCUCCACUACUUGAGGAUAUCACAGGUGCAGCUUUGAAGAUGCAAACAGAAGUACAGUGGUUUAAGGGGGUGGAGAAGUUGUGCAAUCCCAUGUAUAGGAACGAAAGAAACUUUGCCAGUUUGACUCCUGAACAAGUGUUCACGCAGACCCACAAAAAAUUGAUUGAAGAGGGAGAGCGAUGGAUGAAGGACACGGCAAGUUCUUGUACAGUGGUAGGUGCACUCAUUAUGACUAUUAUGUUCGCUGCAGCAUUUAUCGUCCCAGGAGGUAACAAUCAAGAUACAGGUUUUCCAAUUUUAUUAAACAGAAAAUUGUUUAAGAUCUUUAUAAUAGCAGAUUCCCUAUCGCUCUUUUCUUCCUCGACUUCAGUAUUGAUAUUUUUGGGAAUCCUCACAUCACGUUUUGAAGCGAAAUAUUUCCGAAGAUCCUUAACAGCUAAGAUGAUAAUGGGUCUUUCCACCCUCUUCUUCUCCAUUGCAACAAUGAUGAUAGCCUUCUCUUCUGCUAUUUGAUUAUGUUGUGUGGAGAAUCCUGGAUUGUCAUUCCUCUUAUUGGUUUAGCUAGUGUUCCUAUUUACUUGUAUGUAUCCAUGCAUUUCGGCCUUCUUGUUGACAUGUUUGCUUCAACCUAUGGAUCCAGCACCUUUGAUCGGAAAAUGAAAAUGGGGAUUCACAUGGGUUCUCAUUUUGCAUGAUGUAUAUAUGGAUGUUCUAUCAAUAUGUGGCGUACUAGUCGGGAAGAAUGAGGCCUUUCCCUGGCCGCCUUUUUUAUGUGUUUUUUUUAGACAGAUGAUUGAUGAAUUCUAAGCUAGCUGUUGUGGCA